Molecule: messenger RNA, 1681 nt
Organism: Tachysurus fulvidraco (yellow catfish)
Lineage: Eukaryota; Metazoa; Chordata; Actinopteri; Siluriformes; Bagridae
Product: CD209 antigen-like protein 2
Exons: 5
Coding region: 445-1338 (297 amino acids)
Source: RefSeq, a predicted model, not a curated record
AGAUUGUGGCUCUAACUUCAUGUCACAGAUGUUCUUAGCUCUUCUCAGGUAGUUCAGGAGUUGCAAGUUAACCAUCAGGUCUCUAGUGCCAAUCACCCUGAGGCACAAGCUGCACUUGAAGGUUUCCAUCACACAUUUAAUAACAUACUGUACUUGCAAUGCAUGGAGACUGUCAAUGUGUAGGAGUCUCUCGAAUUUAGUCCACCUGAGCUUGUGUGGCUAAAUAUGGCAGCAGGAGUGUGAACAUACCCAUGUGUUUGUUAUGGGUUUUGUCCCUGUCUUUGGUAAGGGAGGAUAGGGAAGGUAAUUCUUGCUAUAUUUUGUGUAGGUUGUUUUUCUUUGCAGGUGAGCAAGACAGAAACAGAUGUGUAUCACAUGAUAUAACCACAACACACAGAGAGACACGGCAGGAGCGUUCAGUCCGUGGGAACGUUAUUCAGAACCAUGGAGGCGACUGAGAACGACGCAGACUUUGAGAACAUCUACAUGAACGAGGAUGAUGCUGACAAAACUUCUGAUCAGAGUGGAAUCUAUGACAGCAUCUACAUAAACACAACAACCGAGAGCCCAGGUUCUGCAGGUGCUUGUGAAAGGAGAAAGGUGAUGUUGAGUGACAUGGCUGCAGUGGCUCUGGGCAUCCUGUGUGUUCUCCUGCUGGCUGUAAUCAUUGUGCUGUGUAUACAACAUAACACAGAGCUGCAUCAGAUACAGAGCCACAAUGAGAACACGACUAGAGAGAGAGACGGCUUACAGAGCAGGUAUAACAUCUUAAACAUGGAGAAAGACCAGUUAAUGAAGCUGAACCACAAUCUGACUUCAGAGAGAAACCAGUUACAGAGCAGCUACGACACUCUGAGGUCUGAGAGAGAAGCAAUGCAGAAGAAGCUUAAAGAAACAGAGUUUUGUCCAUAUGGAUGGAGAAGGUUCUUGUCCAGCUGUUACCUCAUCUCUCCUGAUAAAAGAACAUGGGAGGAGAGCAGACAGGCCUGCAGAAAGAUAGGAGCAGAUCUGGUGAUCAUCAACAGCAGAGAAGAACAGCAAUUUGUUUCUGAAUUUGGCACGAACAUCUGGAUUGGACUGACUGAUCGUGACUGGGAGGGACAUUGGAAAUGGGUGGAUAACACAGCUCUGCAGUCUGGGUACUGGAUGAACAAUGAGCCGAAUAACGGUGGGCAUCGCCUUAGUAACGAGGACUGUGUUGAGCUCGUACCCGUCUCCAUCUCUGUAACAUCCAACUGGAACGAUGUGAACUGUAGCCAUGUCCUUUAUUCGCUAUGUGAAAGAUUUGGAGCCGAAGUCAAUAACAGACGAUAUUCCUUUAACAGACGUGUUCAUUAGUGCUGUAGGUUUAUAUCUGUGCACCGCUCAGGGUACAAAAAUUGAUUUCAUUUCAGCUCUGAAAAAGUCAAAAUAAUGUAAAUGUGUUGAUUCUGAAAAGCUAAAACCUAACGCUAUCACUCUGUAACGUCAGUCGUAUGUCUGAUGUGACGAAUUAAUAUUUAAUCAUGAAAUUACUUCAUUUUAUGUUGAUUGUCAAAUGGAAAUGUUUUAACCAGCAAAGAUUAAACGCAGCAGUGUGUACAGUACAGACGUGUUUUAUCUCAGCAGUGUGUACAGUACAGACGUGUUUUAUCUCAGCAGUGUGUACAGUACAGACGUGUUUUAUCUCAGCAGUGUGUAC